AUGAGGUUGUCACUUCGUGUUAGUGCCGCUGCCGCACUAAUUAUCCUGACUCUCGUCCUGGUCUGUCGCAAUCUGAAGACCAAAGGCGAAUCACUCCAGGAUAUAUGGCACUUCGAUACCGGCUCCUUCCGUACAUCCCUCAGACCAAAACCCCAGCCUGAUCCAUCACAACGGAAAUGGCGGGUUGCAUCGGACAGAAAACCCGCGUUGGUCUACCAGACCACCGAUAUCGUGGUCCCCAACCAGGGUGCUAUUGUGAUGGCCAAGCUUAAGGAGGAAGACACCGCUUGGGUCGGGGCAGAACUAGCAGAAUGGCGCAGCGUCAUUUACACCGUCGACGAUAUCAAUGCCCCGACGCACACCCCGAAAAACAAGGGUCGCGAGGCUCUCCCCUACCUCAAAUAUCUGGUCGACCACUACGACGACCUUCCAGACAUCGUGGUCUUCCUGCAUAGCCACCGCGACGGCCUACUCGCCGGCUGGCACAUCGACACCAUGGAUUACAGCAAUGUGGACUCGGUGCGGGCAUUGCAGAAAGAAUUCGUGCAACAGGCAGGCUAUGUCAAUCUCCGUUGCCAAUUGAGCCCAGGAUGCCCCUCGGCCAUCCAACCAUUCCGUCAACCCCCGAAUCCCGAAAGCAAAGGCGAGGCACACUACGCUGCUGCGUGGAAAGAGCUGUUCCCUGGGGAACCGGUUCCCAAGGAAGUCGCCGGCCCAUGCUGCUCUCAGUUUGCGGUUUCCCGAGAGCAGAUUCUCCAGCGCCCUCAUAGCGAUUACCAGCGCAUGUAUGACUGGGUGAUGAACAACGAACUGCCGGACGACGUUACCGCGGCAAUUAUGGAGUACUCAUGGCACAUCAUUUUCGGCAAAGAUCCUGUCUUCUGUCCCGAUUUGUUCCAAUGCUACGCAGAUGUCUACGGCGAAGAAGUCAUCUUUACCUAA
This is a messenger RNA of Penicillium roqueforti, 942 nucleotides long. RefSeq names its product DUF3431 domain-containing protein. Bases 1 to 942 code for a protein of 313 amino acids. The transcript is spliced from 3 exons. Lineage: Eukaryota; Fungi; Ascomycota; Eurotiomycetes; Eurotiales; Aspergillaceae. The record is from RefSeq and is a predicted model, not a curated record.